UCAUAGGCGAUAGCCUUCCCUUGUAUAGGUAGGCUAAGCUAGGAGGUUAUGAUGCUUAUUUGAUUACAUGCGCUCAUCAAUUGGAAGCUGAUAUACCUACAGUUUGGCUGGCUUUGAAGAAAAUGCGAGGAAAAAUGGGAAGAUUCAUGGUUCUGCCCUUCUCUUUUGGCUGUGCUUCUCAUUCAAGUGUCGAGUUAGGCGCACCUAAAGCAGAAUCAAAAGCCUCAACUGUUACCAGAAGAGAAGUGGGAGGAGGAGGAGGAGGAGGAGAGAGUUCAUCAAAUUCAUCCAAAAUGAUCGUAAGGACGAACAAGUCUUCUUCGGGACUUCUGCAUGCUCUUCCAAAGCCUAACAUUGUUGGUGGCAUUCAACACUUGAUCAGAGGCAUCAAGAGCUUGUCUCAGUUCUUCGUAUAUAAAGAAGAAACAGAGGAUAUGGAAGCAGAGAUGGAAAUUGGAUAUCCAACAGAUGUGAAGCACUUGACACACAUAGGACUUGAUGGGUCUACCACAACAAAUAAUGACAAGGAUUGGGACAAUCUCAAGCCUCCUCCAGAGCUUCUGUCUCUCUCUUCAAUCUCUUUCAAGCAGUUCGAGAUAGCCAUGGCUGCCCAAGCUCACCACCCUCUCAUGAACGAUCCCUCCUCAAAAUUUGGUUAGCACAUUCGUGACACUCAUGGCAUUCCUUCAUUUUUUUUCCCCUCUCUGGUUGUAGAUUAAUGAUGAUGAAAGUUGGUGUUUGAUGGCCAUGUGUCUGGAGAGUUAACCUGCAAAUUACACAAAAUGAUAUUCUACAUUUGUAAUCUCUUUGAAAGCCAGAAAUGGAGUUUGUAGAUUCUCACGGGAAUCUUGGAAUUAACAUUAUCGCUGGGUCCAUGCUGCCUCCGUACUCAUCUUAUCGCAGAAAAUAUUAGUUAGGGAAAAAAAAAAAAAAAGGGAAACGUCAUUUCAGAAAACUUGUGGUUCAUAAAAUGAGAAACAACGACUUCAAACUUGGAAGGCCUUAAGCUUGAGGUUCCAAGAAUAACUAAAAAGUUACUAAAGAGAUUGCCCGAUAUGAAAAAUUGGAAAUUGGAUAACUAGUUUAGAAAGCGAAUAUUGCUUAGUAAAAAGAUCACCAAAUCUGCCAUCAAAACCUAAAACAAGCAUCUACCGAAAAAGCGACAAAUCCAAA
Neltuma alba is the source of this 1173-nucleotide messenger RNA. RefSeq names its product CRIB domain-containing protein RIC4. Bases 123 to 659 code for a protein of 178 amino acids. Lineage: Eukaryota; Viridiplantae; Streptophyta; Magnoliopsida; Fabales; Fabaceae. The record is from RefSeq and is a predicted model, not a curated record. The transcript is spliced from 3 exons.